AUGAAAUCUCUUUGUUCAAUCAAUGAUAGUUGUAUACUUGACAGUGAUCGGCCUGAUUCAGUUUGCAUACCUUUAACUACUGUCUCCGAUGAUGAUUGGUGGAUGUCUGUCUGUCUGUGUAUGAUCAUUCCACAUAAACAAUUCUUUGAACGACAAUUAGAAAAACAACAUAUCAAGAUGGUAAUACUAUCAAUUAAAAAGGUAAUGUCAAGUUCAGUGGCAUCAUUUUCAAAGUUUGUUGGUAAAAAGAUAUUCUAUCUUUCAAUCAUACCAACGGCUGUAGAUGAUAUACCUCUAGAUAUACUUGUCAAUAUAUACAAUAGUUUGAGUCAAGAUGAAAAGAAUAUUGCUUAUUUCAAGUAUUGGGAAUUAUCGAAAAUGUUUGAUUCUAGAAUAGAUGGUUUAAACUAUGGUAGAGAUCAUUUUUGGGAUGAUAAAGUGAGAUCAGCAAGAUCAUUACAUAGAUGUGGAUUUAUAAAUCAAACAAAUUAUACCGAGUAUAAUCAAGAUAGUUUGGUGAUGGUAGAGUGUCCUAGUAGGUUCAAAAGAUUAGAAUCAAAAUUAAAGACACAAUACUUUUCAUUGGGUGAAAAGAUGGGAAGAGAUUAUGAAAGAGGUCAAGUGUCCUAUGUCAAUGGUAUGGGAAACACUAUUGGGUGGGCUGGACAUGAUGCCUCUAAAUUGUCUGAUUCAAUGUGUGAUGGUGUCAACUUUUAUUGUGUGUAUCUACCGACCUAUGUAGUAUCUAAAGACAACUUUAGUCCCAAUCAUCAAGACUUGACCGGAUUUUUAAUGGACGUUACACGUCAUUUGGCAACUACCGAAGGAGGUGGAGAAAAUAGUCUUACUAGUUGUCUGAUUGUUCAGCAGUGGUUUGAUUAUUUGUCUGCCCAUCCAACUAAACAUUUUCUUCAAAUUUGUGCAUCUGAUGGUGGCACCUUUGUCAAUGCAGCAAUCAAUCUGUUUCUAAAGCAUGCACUGGUUGAUUAUAUUGAAAGACUCAAUGUCAUUGGACUGGCACCUGGAACAACUAUUAUGCCUCGACCCGAUCAACAUUUCUACAGUCACCAAGUAGUCAAUCUCAUCAAAAAGGAGGAUACCUUGAUUAGCACUUUUGGAACUGGUUCUGAUAUGGCCGGCAAAAGUCCCAAUGUAUUAUUAAUCCCUCAUACUGUUGACCAUCCCCACAACUUUACAAGUGCCGAUUAUAUAGUCGCUGUAAAACCUUUUAUUGAUUGUUUUAAAUCAACUGGUUUCAUUAUGAAUAAACCUUAA
Cavenderia fasciculata is the source of this 1275-nucleotide messenger RNA. RefSeq lists its product as uncharacterized. The transcript is spliced from 4 exons. Lineage: Eukaryota; Evosea; Eumycetozoa; Acytosteliales; Cavenderiaceae. Bases 1 to 1275 code for a protein of 424 amino acids. The record is from RefSeq and is a predicted model, not a curated record.